Rotaria socialis is the source of this 3516-nucleotide messenger RNA. The record is from the annotation of a GenBank genome assembly. Lineage: Eukaryota; Metazoa; Rotifera; Eurotatoria; Philodinida; Philodinidae.
AUGUCUAUCAAAUCUAAACUUGGUAAUUUAAUACGUUUAACGAGUAAUACUGAAGAUCAUGAGCAAGCUUGUACGCUACCAUCAACCAAAGUUGCAUACAUUCUUUCUGUUGAUAUUGGUACAUCAUCAAUACGUGCUUAUUUAUUUUCGAAAGCAUUCGAAAUCAUUUGCUCGAGUCAACGACAACAAACAAUUCAUUGUCCUGAAGCACAUGCUUUUGAACUUGACCCUGCGGAAUUCUGGUCAACGCUUCUCUUUGUUAUACACAACACGAUUGAAUCUGCACGUCCAUUGACAGUUGAUGAUAUAGCGUGUUUAGGCAUAUCGACGUUAAGAAAUUCAGUCAUAUUAUGGGAUCGCAAAACGGGCGAAACAUAUUCCAAUAUUAUUUUGUGGAAUGACACAAGAUCAACUCUGCAAACUAUGGCGACAAAUUCAUCGUUCACAUGGAAAACUAUACGUCAUGUAUCGAAACUAAUUUAUCCAUUUAUCCAAACAGCUCGUUUAUCAACAUUGUCUAAUCUUGAAUUUCGCACGCAAAUGAUCGCAUUUAAAUUAUUGUGGUUGUUUGAAAGAAAACCUCAUUUAGCGAAAUAUGCACGUCAAAAUCGCUUGUUAUUUGGUUGCAUUGAAACAUGGAUUAUAUGGAAGUUGACUGGUGGGCAAGAACAUCUAACCGAUGUAUCAUGUGCAAGUUCAACUGGACUUUACGAUCCAUUUCAAUCGGAAUGGUCCGCGUUGCUUUGUAAAAAUUUAGGCAUUCAAAUGAAAUUAUUACCAACAAUUAAACCAACUUAUGGACAAUUUGGAAAAUGUGAUCCAGCAAUCUUCGGUCGUGCUAUUCCAAUAACGGCUGUUAUUGGUGAUGUACAAGCAAGUAUGUUUGGUCAAUGUGUUUGUCAUCUUGGUGAAUCCAUAAUUACAUUAGGUACUGGUGCUUUUGUUAAUAUUUUAACCGGCCGAGUUAGUGCUUGCACUGAUGGUAUUUAUCCUCUCGUUGCCUAUUCGGAUCUUUCAAACCCAUUGGAAAAUGUUCAUUUUCUUCAUGCAUACCAUAGUAGUUGUGCAAAUAUUCUUAAUUGGGCUCGACAAGCUGGCUUUUUUAAUGAUUUUUCAGAAAUAAAUCAACUAUCAACAGACACUAAAAUUGCUCAUGUAUUCUUUCUUCCGGCAUUCGAUGGUCAUAUUAAUGAUCCCUAUUGUGGAUCUGGUUUCAUUGGUAUUGAUGGUCAAACGACGCGUGAUGAUUUACUUCGAUCGAUACUUGAAUCCAUUGCAUUUAUUGCCUAUGAAUUGUUUGUAUUUCUAAAGCAUGAUUUUGAUAAAUAUCAAGGCGAAGAGAAUUUUCGGUUUUUACGUUUAGCUGGCGGAGUAUCAAAAUGUGAUUUUAUUUGCCAAACAAUAGCUAACUUGACAAAACUGUCUAUUCAACGUUGCUAUGCAUUUGAUUAUGCAUCGGGUAUUGGAGCGGCAUUUCUAGCUGCAUAUGGCUGUGGAUUAAUUGAUGAUUAUGAACAAUUUGAAAAAAUUAUUACUGUAGAAAAAACAUUUCAACCAGUUCAAUGUGACAUAGCAGAACAAAAUUUUAAACAAUGGAAAUCAAUUAUUCCACGAUUUGAUAUGACUAGUUGCACAUAUUUAUCGCCUGGCGUUCGAGAAUUAUUGUUAAGCGCAUCAGCAGUCGCAACUUCUGAAAAGAGUGAAAACGAUCAAUUAUCGAUCGAUAAAAUUCGGCAAUGUUUGAGUGUCGGAGAUACGGGUAUUGAUUAUCUAGAGUCCGUUCGUCGAUUGGAUGUGAAAAUAUUGCCUCAAAUCGAACAAAUGUUUAACCGUAUGACUAUUGAAGAAUUCCGAUCGACUUAUGACAAUGAUCAUUAUUGUGGAUGGUUGAAAAAUAGAAAAGAUUUAUUUCGAAUAUUUAAUUUUUUAAAAAGCGAUGAAAUUCAUUUAGCUACACUUCUUUUAACUUGUUUUACCGAACGAAAUCUCGGCAAUUUGCUUUUACUACAAAUCAAUACUGUACCAAAUCUCCUAAGACAAAUAGUUGAAUCGCCAAAUCUUUGUUCUAUUCUUGGUUCAGAUUUAACGCUACUCUUUCAAUUACUAAUUGGUAGUCCGAAAUCGAUUAAUUUACGUAAUGUCUAUUGGCAUGGUUUUAUUCAAUAUAAUGAAAUCUCACCGAAAUUUACUUAUCUUCUUUUGUAUCUUAUGUCAUGCAUAGGAUCUAUUCUUAAUGGAAAAGUUAUACCUGAACGACAAUUUAUUUCCCUUGAUCGUUUCAUAAAUCAUACUUUUCUUCCUACAGAUAUGUGUUGUCCAAAUGCAGAUCGAGCGAUUGAAUUAAUUCAAAAUAGUCAUUUAAUAGAUAAUGGCUACAAGCGAUUAUUAAUGUCAAGCAUUGAUUAUUUCUUUAAUCGAAAUGAAUACGGUUUGAGUAUGAUGAUUCUAUUACCUGUAUUCGAGCACGUGCUACGAAAAUUAUUUGUUAAUGCUAAUAAUUGUCCAGAACGAUUAUUAACGGCUGAGGCAACAACAUUAUAUACGACGUUAGAUGAAAUAUUAAUUUGUUGUUUGCCUGAUGGCUCACCGAAUCGACUGUGUGAUGAACUUGGCCGAGGUUAUAUGAGUCUUCUAGGCGAUCUAAUUACAUUUCCUGACGGUGCUUGUCUUCGAUCUAAAUUAAGUCAUGGUGAAAUUGAUUAUGAAUCUCUACCACGAUCAGUUGCCAAUGCUCAAUUGGGCCUUUUAUUUGCAUUGCUCUAUCGUUAUGAUAAAUAUAAAUUGGAUAAAUAUGGGCAAUAUCUUCUGGAUUAUAUCAAUGACUACAAAGUUUAUUAUCAUCCAAUUGCUAUUGCUAGAAAUCAAAUGCGCCAGUGUGUUGCUGAGUUUAAACAAAUGCUGGAAUGUCCUAAAUCAAUCGACGAAGUAGAAACAGAGAAACCUGAUUUUUCAAUUCAAUUAACUAAUUUUUGGCGAGCGUUUAUGCCUCCUGAUAAUCUAUCUUUAUUUGAUAAUAUAUCAUUGGCAACAAUUGACGCGCUAUUAAAUGAAGAAAAUAUAAAUCUCAUCAAUCGAUAUUGUACUUGCAAAUUAACAACAACUGGCUAUAAUGAAUCUUCAUUAAUAAUAAUCAUUCGUCAAUUGUGUACACACAUCCAUCAAGUAUUAAUUAAUAUCGAUACGUUUAUAAAAACGCGAGGACAAGCUUAUCAUUCUAAACAACUACGCUCAAAUCAGCGUAGUAAUUUUGAACGUUUUAUUAACGUACAUGAUAAUAUUCGUCAAUCACUUUUAUUUAUUUUUCAUCUUAACGCAAGUAUUCUUUUCUCAUUGGAUAAUAUUCGUUGUAUAGAUCUAAAAUAUUCUUCAUUGCUCAUGAAAAUUCUACGAAUUUGGUUAACAUUUGUUGAAAAUACAGUUACAUUAUCUAAUAUAACACGAAAUCGAUGGGACGAAAUAGCAAAUUUAUGCUCGACAUCGAUCGAUAAAUCAACAAAAAUCAUACUCAAAUUGUGA